This is a messenger RNA of Crotalus tigris (Tiger rattlesnake), 8452 nucleotides long. RefSeq names its product epidermal growth factor receptor pathway substrate 15 like 1 (gene EPS15L1). Gene Ontology annotation, biological process: endocytosis; endosomal transport. NCBI's taxonomy places the organism in Eukaryota, Metazoa, Chordata, Lepidosauria, Squamata, Viperidae. Gene Ontology annotation, molecular function: calcium ion binding; cadherin binding. Gene Ontology annotation, cellular component: clathrin coat of coated pit; cytoplasm; plasma membrane. The record is from RefSeq and is a predicted model, not a curated record. The coding region runs from base 131 to 2968 and encodes 945 amino acids. The transcript is spliced from 26 exons.
GAUUCUUUCAGCGCUUCCUCGGUUGGCCGCCUGGUGGCGCUGUCCCUGCGUUCGCUGUUGCUGUACUCCUCGUGGCCACGCCCUGUCCGUCUCUGGCCGCUCCCCUCCCAGGAGGAGGAGGAGGAGGAAGAUGGCGGCGCUCGGCCCCCUCGGCGGCGGCGCGCAGCUCUCUGUUGGUAACCCUCUGUAUGAGACAUAUUACAAGCAAGUGGAUCCAGCUUGCACUGGCAGAGUUGGGUCCAAUGAUGCUGCUCUGUUUCUCAAAAAGUCUGGCCUCACGGAUGCUGUCCUGGGGAAAAUAUGGGAUUUAGCAGAUCCAGAGGGCAAAGGAUUUCUGGAUAAACAGGGAUUCUUCAUUGCGUUGCGGCUAAUUGCCUGUGCCCAGAGCGGCCAUGAUGUCAUUCUCAGCAACUUAAAUUUGACGUUACCUCCUCCAAAAUUUCACGACAAUACAAGCCCCCUGCUGCUUGCUUCCGCAGAUGCUCACUGGGCUGUCAGAGUAGAAGAGAGGGCCAAGUUUGAUGGCAUUUUUGAAAGUCUUUUACCUGUCAAUGGUUUACUUUCGGGAGACAAAGUGAAGCCAGUAUUGAUGAACUCCAAACUACCUCUUGAUGUCUUGGGACGGGUGUGGGAUCUCAGUGAUAUUGAUAAAGAUGGGCACCUUGACAGAGAUGAGUUUGCCGUGGCGAUGCACCUGGUCUAUCGUGCCCUUGAGAAGGAAUCCGUCCCCUCUGUGUUGCCCCCAUCUCUUGUUCCACCUUCCAAGCGGAAGAAAGUGCCAAUCUUUCCUGGGGCAGUGCCAGUUCUUCCAGCCAGUCCUCCCCCAAAAGACAGUUUGCGGUCCACUCCGUCACACGGCAGCGUCAACAGCCUCAACAGCACAGGAAGCUUGUCCCCCAAACACAGCCUGAAGCAAACACAGCCGUCUGCAAACUGGGUGGUGCCACUGACUGACAAGAUUCGCUAUGAUGAAAUAUUUCUGAAGACAGAUUUGGACCUGGAUGGCUUUGUGAGCGGCCAGGAAGUGAAGGAUAUUUUCAUGCACUCGGGGCUUUCCCAGAACCUCCUAGCACACAUAUGGGCUUUGGCUGAUACAAGGCAAAUGGGAAAGCUCAACAAAGAUCAGUUUGCACUCGCCAUGUACCUCAUUCAGCAGAAGGUCAGCAAAGGCAUUGACCCACCACAGGUGCUGCUCCCAGAUAUGAUCCCUCCUUCAGAAAGGACCACUCCUGUCCAGACGCUCUCAGGCUACUUGGCCUCUGUAGGAACUGAGAUCUCGACACUCUCAGAAAUGCGUCGUGACAGCUCAAGUUCUGUUGGAUCAGGGGAAUUCACUGGCGUGAAAGAACUGGAUGAUAUCAGCCAAGAGAUUGCACAGCUACAGAGAGAGAAAUAUUCUCUGGAACAAGACAUCCGAGAAAGAGAAGGAGCUAUUCGACAGAAAACCAGUGAAGUUCAGGAACUGCAAAACGAUUUAGAUCGGGAAACUAGCAGCUUGCAAGAACUGGAGGCUCAGAAGCAGGAUGCUCAAGAUCGCCUUGAUGAGAUGGACCAGCAAAAGGCAAAGCUGAAAGAUAUGCUAAAUGAUGUUAGGCAAAAGUGCCAGGAAGAGUCACAAGUGAUCACAUCAUUAAAAAUGCAAAUUCAGUCCCAGGAAUCAGAUUUAAAGUCCCAAGAAGAUGAUAUCAGUAGAGCAAAAGCUGAGUUGAAUCGGCUUCAGCAGGAAGAGGCCCAAUUGGAGCAGAGCAUCCAGGCUGGGAAAGUACAACUUGAAACAAUAAUCAAAUCUUUAAAAUCCACUCAGGAAGAAAUUAACCAGGCAAGGAGUAAGUUAUCUCGGCUUCAAGAGACCCUUCAGGAAGCCAACCAGAGCAUCGAACAAUACAACGAAGCCUUAAAUGGACUUCACAGUGGCAGCAUGACUAACCUGGCAGAUCUGAAUGAGGGAAACGUCCAAAAAGACCGGGGCGGGUUUGGGACCUUGGAUGAUCCAUUCAAGAACAAAGCCCUACUUUUCAGCAAUAAUGUCCAGGAGUUGCAGACGGACCCUUUCCAAACUGAGGAUCCCUUCAAAGGAGCAGAUCCCUUCAAAGGCAGCGACCCUUUUCAGAAUGACCCUUUUGCUGAACAACCUCCUGCAGGAGCUGAUCCAUUUGGAGGUGAUCCAUUUAAAGAAAGUGACCCAUUCCGGACAUCUGUACCUGAGGAUUUCUUUAAAAAGGCUGAAAAAAGUGAUCCAUUCACUUCAGACCCGUUCUUGCAAAAUUCCACACUGCCCUCUAAACCAAACCUCUUUGAGAACAGUGAUCCUUUCCUAACUCUGAGCAUGUCUUCUUCGAAAGGGCCAGAUCCUUUUGGGACAUUAGAUGCCUUUGGUAGCAGCACCUUCAGCACCCAUAGUAGUGAAGGAUUUGCAGAUUUCAGUCGGAUGUCAAAGUCGCAAACAGAUGUCUCUAGAAGACUUAGGAGCAGGACAUAUGAGCAGCCUCCGGCUUCUGAUCCAUUCUCCUCUUUUGGAGGAGCUGGAUUCUCUGAUGAUCCUUUUAAGACUAAAGCAGACACUCCUGCCCUCCCGCCGAAGAAAAACAUACCUCCCAGGCCUGAGCCACCCAGUGGUAAAAGUCCUCCUGUAAGCCAAGUCGGGUCUUCCGAUUUUGCCAAGCCCCCCGAUCCAUUUCAGCCAUUCGGGGCUGACAGCAGUGACCCCUUUCAGAGUAAAAAGGGGUUUGGGGACCUAUUUAGUGGAAGAGUCCUGUUUGCUCCUUCCUCUUCAAGUAAACCUUCUAAAGACUCUUCCCGGGGGUUUGCUGACUUCAGUUCUCUUGGCAAUGAGGAGCAGCAGUUGGCGUGGGCCAAACGGGAGAGUGAGAAGGCAGAGCAGGAAAGGCUGGCGCGAUUGCGAAGACAAGAGCAGGAAGACCUGGAGUUGGCCAUUGCACUCAGUAAGGCCGACAUGCCGACUUCUUAAAAGCAAGGGUGGCCAUCAAGCAGACCUAUUUCCUGGUACCUGUUCUAGAUUCCUGAUGUCCUCGGGCCAUUCCCCCCCCCCCCCCGAUUAUUUCAUGACUUCCAGCUGCCUGUGGGGCUGAUUGUUGAGCAAACUGCAAUUGAUGGGCUUGGCUUCACAGCAGUCUCUCAUUCGUUUUGUUUUUAAAUUAAGUUAGACUUUCUAGGCUGAAAAAAACGUUGCUUGUAUGAGAACUUGCAGCAGCCCCAUCCCACUGACUGCCAGAUUUUGCUGCGCUGCGGAAAAACAGUAGCACUAAUGGGACUGCCUCUCGGGACUUCAUUUUUUUGUGGAGUGGCAGGAGAGUCAUGGAAGCUGCCACUCAACCUCUGGGUUCAAGGAGAAGUAUGAUCUUCAUAAAGAGAUUGAUUGUUUUUAUUCUGUAGUUAAGUCUCUUUUGAUUUUCUUCUGUUGGUCAGUGGCCUGAAAUACAACUCGUCACCAGAGUUCCUUUCUUGUGCAUUUUGUGCUUUAUCUUAAGAAAAUAACUCCCUCUCCCUAGAUAUUUAUAAAUUAGAGGGUAGACGCUCAUCAGACCAUAGGUUGGAAGCUCAGAUCAUAGGAUGUUUCUCCCAUGAAAAAGCCUUCCCCAUUUAUAGAAAGCCAGCUUCUCAGAGGAAAAAAAAAGAUUCCAGCUCUCCUGAGAUGCUAGUAAGAGGAAAAGGCCAAAAUUAAGCGACUCCUUAUGCCUGUUGCGUAGAGUCCGUUACCUUCUGAGCCUGGAUCUCUUUACAACUAAAAGUGCGCUCUGUUGAACAAGAAGUUUCGCUUCUAACCAUAAACGCUUUGUUGUACAGACGAGAGCAUCUUUUAACCAACACCAAAUCAUACUGAAACCAAGGGAAACUGUUGCGGCUAAGGGCAGGGCCGUUGUGUGUACGCUACCUGGAAAACAGAUAUAAUAAUAAUUCAGUAUCUUUGGAACUGUAGCUGCCCUUGUGUGUGUUUGCCUGUCUUUCUGAAAUGUGUUUUGUUGAUGGGAGAGAUGGGGGGAAGGAGGGGGCGUGGGUUCAGUUAAUAGGAAGAGAGGCCAAAGCAACAAUUGGUGUUCAACUGAUUGUGCACAAAUGACUGCUUUCUUUUGCAAAUGGGACGCUUUCUCUUAACUUCACUCUUUCCCUUUUAGCUAUUGGCCAUCCAUGAUUUAGGGAAGAGCCAGAUGGGGCUUUAUUCUGUGAGAUGACUUCAGCUAAUUUUCAGGGUUACAUAUGCAUGUGCACGUAUGUAUUUGGGCUUUGAGAUUCCAUACAAUGGAAUGGACAAGGGAAUUGAAAUAUUGGGGUUAUGCUGAAAAGUUGGAUUUAUGGCUACUGUAUAUAAUCCCCUAUCUUGUUUUUACAAAGUAGUUAGUUCUCAGUCGAUCAUCUUAUUCAUCUCCUCAUAGCCUUAUUCAAAAAAUAUUCCUGACUUUAUAAAAAAUAAUUCCAUUAUUUAUCUCGAGGAUAGGUCACCUUCACAACACUGGAUUUUCCACUGUUAACCACACUCUGAUUGCUUGGUCUUCCAUUCUUGAUUUCUUAUGCCAUACCUUCUGGAUUAUGGAGUGGGAAGGUGAUGUUUCCUGGUUGUGUACUUGUGAGAGAACUGUCUUUAUAAUUUUGGUGAGGACAGCAUCUUCUCAAACCUGACAGGUACAGCACACUCCCACAGCCCGUGUUGAGAUGAUCCUGUGGCUAUCAUUCCUAUGGGACAUUCUGAAAAGACUUUCAUUUUCCCCCUGAACGAAUAUGUGGUAUCCAAGCUCAUUUUCUCUCUUCUGUUACGAGAUUUAAAGAGUAGAGAGGACCCAUUGAUGUGCCUUCAUUUCCUUGACUCCCUUUAUCUCACUGUGCAUUCCUCUUUCUUGAAUAUAUGGAGAGUUAAGUCUCUUCUUCCAAGAUGCCCCCCUGUCCUCCCCCCCCCAAAAAAAUCCUCCUGAAGCCACAUCUCCAUAGCAUUCUAGACACAAAGUCUCUUCCAGCUUUCCAUUUUUCAGCUCUCUGUGCCUGAAUAGUAUUAGGUACUUUCUGACCCAGCUUAGUAUCCUGCUUGGAUUUAUGCUGCAAUUUCCUUUUGGGAACAUUUUCUCUUUACUUCCAUUCUUCAUCUCCCGGUUUUCUCACCCUUGACCUUAGUGGCAGGAUUAGGCUUCUCCUUGUUAUUCUGCUUAUUCUGCUACCUGUCCUGCUUCCGAGUUCCUGUAAUCUGGGAAGUUCCAAAACCAAACUAUAAUGGAUUGGAGAGCUAAAGAAAUAAAGGUCCCAGAAAGACCCUGCUUGAAAAUUGAUUGGCAGUCCUGAAUGACAGCCUUGGAACAAAUGAGUUUGGGCCCCAGCUAUAGCAAGAUUUUAGCUUUUUUGUUUAAUUCGUUAAUAGUGUUGACACUUCAUUUAAAUAAUCAAAAUGUAUAUAGAAUUUUAACACUUUAAGUCAUGUUUGCUCCCAAUUUUACUGUAGAGAUCUGUUCAGGAAAGCUCUUAAAAAUGACAAAUCUUGGUCACGUUCAAUGGUAUUUAUUCAACCUGACCAUAUCUCUAGACCCAAAUACAGAUUCUCUGGUGCUCAGGCAAACCGUUUUAGGUAUUGAAGGGUGCCAUGUAUCUAACUGCAGUGGCUUGGAGCCCUUUUUUUAUGUACUAAGAAGCAAAUAAGGUUUGUGUAUGCUUGCAGAUUUUUUUUUUAAAAAACCCUACAUUAUGUUGUAUAUAGUUUGCUUUGAUACAUUUACUGUCUUUUAGCUAGUCUGUUAUUACUCCAUGUUACUUGGCAUUGGACAUAUUUAUAUAUACACACACAAACAGUCUGGCAAAUUUCCCGUAGUUCUUAUUAUCACCUACCUGUUAUGGAAUAUAAUUAUAUAUUGUACAUAAAUAAUGUAUAGUUUGUGUGUGCAUUAUGUAUAUUUAGUAUAUAGAUCUGGAAAUAAAAAAUAAUAGCUGUAGUUAUAAUUUCAAUGUUCUAGUACAAAUGACAUGUAAUGUGUCACACAAAUUCAGCCAGAUGCUUCUCAAAAGGGUCUAGUUCAGGGGUAGGCAACCUUGCCUCUUUUAUGACUUUUGGACUUCAAUACCCAGAAUUCCUGAACCAGCCAUGCUGGCUCAGGAAUUCUGGAAGUUGAAGUCCACAAGUCACAAAAGAGCCAAGGUUGCCUACCCCUGGUCUAGGAUAACUCACUGUGGCCAACACACUGUUGGACAAGAGAUACACCAAUAUUGAAGAAAUGGUGGAACAGAAUCAUUAAAGAAAGGAUGCAAAAGGAGAGGCAAAAUAAAAUGUGAAUGACAAAAAUUAAAAUAUUUUUAAAAUUAUUUUAAAUAGUUAAAUUGAAUUGUUGAAUUGUCCCAUGGCAAGUUGGCCACGGCAAGUUGGCUGUGGCAAGUUAACUGGCGAGUUGUCCCAUUCCAUUCUCAAAAACUGUUCAAGAGUAAGAUCUCUGUCUAAUUUCGUGCGUACAGCAUGCCAAGUCUAGAACUGCAUCUAAAAGGGUUAAACAUCUAAAAAGGUUAAAUCAUGGCAACUGAACCAAAGUUUAUUGGUCCAAAGUCGUUACUCAUCCAAGUAACUUCUUGGAUGAACAUAAAUUUCCUUUUGGCCACUGCUGCAAUAUUAUUCUUUACUUUUCCUUGAUUUGUACAUGCAGCGAUUUUUCAUUUCAGUUUUUGUAAGCAAACUGCUGCCCUUGGUGCUUGAGUGAGGGGAAGGGACUCACACCCAAAGAUUGGAGAAGAAAUUAAAGGAAUUCAAAAGUAAGGAUAAAUAACUUCUCUUAGGAGUGCCUGGUGGCCAUUGACCUCCUAAAUCUGGAGGAACACUUAAUAUCAAUAUAAAUUAUAGUUGCAAAAAAGCACUUUUCACUGGCAACCUAGGCUACAUCCCACAUGCUGUUUUACAUAUACACAUCAUUUGGGGUUUAGUUACAAAACUCUAAAUAGUUUUUAGGGCAGAGGAGCUGAUAAAGCACUACAGUGUGGCUACUUUAAUUGGAUUGCAAGACAGAAAUACACACACACACACACACACACAUCACUUGGGCCUUGCAUUCUUUAUAGCAGGGCGAGCAAACUAGGAGCUGCAUGUAAAACUCUGGCCUUUUUUGUAUCUCUCCAAAUUUCCCCCAGAUUGUGCUGCUGAAAUUUGAUGAGAAAAUAGCCAGAUUUGGGAGUGAAGUUUUUCUUUUCUUUUUUUAAUACUAAAAAGUAUUUUGCAAAUAAGCGUAUUAAAUAAACCCUUGGAAGAUAAACUCCCAAAGUUCCUCAAAACCAGGCCAGAGUUUUUGAAGCCUGCCCUCCUAGUGACACUGCUAUGUCACUGUAGAUGCUUCUUGUGGACUUAGGUGAGGCAAAUACAGCCUCCCACCUGCCCAACGUUCACUCACUUUUCCUUUUUAUAGUAAAUUCCUCAUGAUUCUUUGUGAACGUGGUAUAUUACUGUUGUCAUCUGGUUCAGCUACCCCCUAUUUUUCUUGGGACGCUGUUUGUACCUCGCAAGUAAGUUUAAUUCUUUUGCUUUCUCUAAAUGUUCUCGGUUGUUGCCCCUUUGCUUUCACUCAGCCAGCAGACUUUUUUUUUUAGUUGUACACGUAAGAAUUUCUGGCUUGGGAACAAAUGCACACACUCCCCUUUCCCACCUUUCACUCGGUGCUAGAAGCUCCCCCAGUCUCUGUUCUUGCUCAGUCCAUUCUCUUUACUGGCACAUAUUAUCUGUGCCAGAAUGAUUUGUUAAUCCCACUGGGUCUGUAACACUUCUCAUUCUUUAACUUGAAAUGGGAUUCUUUUCUACAGCUUUCCUACUGUACAUCUCUAUCAACGUUCAUUUCUUCCAAUAGAGGAGAUGCAGUUUAUCUUUGAAUCAAGUGGAUUUUUUUUAAUGUCACUAUGGAUUCUUUUUAAGCAAGUCCUAAAUGAUAGAGAUGCCUACCUUCUAACAUUUUUAGCUUUUCUUUAGGAGGGAAGUAAGGGCUUUCUGCCACUAAUGGCAGCAGGCAAAAGAAAAAAGUGGUUUCCUUUUGUCUUCUUUUGCGAUUCUUCUUCUGCCUGUCUGCUGUCCAAGAAUGCAAAAGGGUAUAUAGUUAAAAAAAAGACAACAGCUAAACUUCAUUGUCAGCCCAGGUUCCAAAGCAUCACAAAGGUUGUUAUUGUGAAUCAGUAGAGAAUUUCAAACAUAUUUUGUCACAUGAUUUGGUGGGAGAGGAAUUUAUUGACGGAAGAAAUACAUUCAGGUGAGUUUGAAGUCUAACCCUGCUCUUAGGAUCCAUCUCCUGAAUCUGGUAGAAAAGGGCAAGCUUACAGAUGCUGACUAAUGUAUAUCCAAAUAUGUACAUUGCUGUACCUAUAUUUAUUUUUGAAAUUAUCAUAUAGGAACACGGUGGAGUGGAAGGAAAUGUAGGAUUGUUGAAGUUUAACCCAUGCUCUAUGUUUGUUUAAUUAAAAAGUGUUAUUGUUUAAUAUAAUAAAUGAAGAAAGUUAA